CCAUGAAAAUUGCCUUUAUGGGUGAUGAUACUUGGGUUUCUCUAUUCCCUGAUCAAUUCGAUCAAAAUAUGACUCAUCCUUUUCCUUCUUUCAAUGUUUGGGACCUACAUACUGUUGAUGAUGGAAUAUUAAAUUUAUUGGGUCCAACUUUGAAACUGGAAAAUGAUCGUAAAGGUUCUUCCUUAACACAAUCUCAUUCAAAUUCUUCACAAUGGGAUAUAUUAAUUGCUCAUUUCCUAGGUGUUGAUCAUUGUGGACAUCGUUAUGGACCUGAUCAUCCAGCUAUGGCUGAAAAAUUAGGUCAAAUGGAUGAUAUGAUACGGAAUGUUAUUAGAGAUAUUGAUGAUAAUACUGUCGUAUUUAUUAUGGGUGAUCAUGGUAUGGAUCCUAAAGGUGAUCACGGUGGUGAUAGUGAAGAAGAAGUUGAAUCUACACUUUUCAUGUAUAGUAAGAAACGGUUGACACUUGACGCGACAAACGUUCUUUCCAGGAUUUACCAAAAAUUAGAUGCGAUCGAGUCUCAUGGUUCAAAGUCGUUUACUGAAAAGUAUGGAACUUGGAGGAGCAUUCCUCAAAUUGAUCUUGUUCCGACGUUGGCUCUUCUUCUGGGAAUUCCAAUACCAUUUAACAAUUUAGGUUCGGUGAUCCCUGAAGUGUUUCUUUUUAACUCUGAAGAUGAGGAUUUAAAUAUUAACAAACAAUUAAUGAAUCUCUUGGAUGUUACGCGCCUUAAUGUUGAGCAGGUAUAUCGAUACAUCAUUGAGUAUUCUCUUCAGCAGCCAUCUACUGAACUAUCAAAAGAUGUUAUUCAUGUUCUUCGAAAUAUGUUUGAACAUGCGGAAUCAAAAUAUAAUUUGCUGAAAAAUUCUUCAGAUUUUCCAUUAAUUGAUGAUUUGGAAGAUUUAAUCGUACUUUACAUGAGUUUCCUAAAGAAUACUUUGUUCAUAUGUAGACGACUGUGGGCUCAAUUUGAUUUACACCUAAUAAUAACAGGAAUUAGUAUCUUAUUUUCAAGUUGUGUGUGUAUUGGCUUGCAUAUUACACGAAACACAAAGAGUUUUGACAAUCAAAAGACCGUUAUGUACGCGUUUAUUGGUGGAAGUUUUGGUGCAAUAUUCUCUUUAGGGUUCAUUAAAUUCAUAGAUCCGUUAAUAAUAGGUUCUAGCUUCUCAACUUUUGAUUUUACAAUAUUCGGUGCUUCGUUUGGAUCAAUGAUAGCUUUCAUAAUUCAUUACAUAAGAUUUGAUUCGUUACCCAUUUUACAAAAGAAUUUUCCUUUCAUAUCUUUUGACGCGUUCAUGUCCAUAUUUUUUUUAAUAAUUAAUUCGUUUUUAUUUGCAUCGAACAGUUUUACAGUAUAUGAAGAUCGUAUUACAGUUUUCUUAUUACAGACAUUUGGACUUUUUACGUUAUUUAAAUCAUUUAAAAUCAAAACCAAGGGAUUAAGACUAAAAUUACAGUUUUUUACAUUAAUGUACUUAUUAGCUACACGGAUUGCUGCAUAUUCCACGAUAUGUAGAGAAGAACAAAUGCCUUAUUGUAUUUCAACAUUUUACAUUUCUCCAACAUCAACCGUGUCAUCACCACUUACCUUGACAAUCUUGAUAGCGAUGACAGUAUUUAUGCCAUACAUUAUUUGUCGUUUAUUAAAUUUAUCUGGAAGUUAUAAUGGUAUAGCACCUUUAUGGAUUGAAUUCGGGUUAAGAGGUGGAUUAAUAUUGUCUGCUGCUUAUUGGGUAAUGGAUAACUUAGAUAGCAAUUCAACUUCUAAUAGAGAUGAAACAAAUUUUAACACAACGGAUAUACUAUUCAACCAAGGUUGGAGGUGGUUCAAAAAUUUUAUAGUUAGACUCGCUUUUGGACUAUCUACUAUAGUUGGAACUGUAGCAUGGUCGACAAGUCCAUUAUGCUUAGAAUUAAAAAUGAUCGAUAUUGAACCGGAUGAAAUAUUAAAUGAAAAUUCUACAAAAUCUGACAAAAAUAUACAUGUAAAAUUAAAAAAUUCAAGUAGUCAAACAUCUUCAAAGCAGCCGGUGAAAUCCUUUGAUGAUAAAUCAUCAUCGGAAAAACGAACUAAACAUUCAGGAAAAGCAUUUGAAAUAUUAGGAUACAGAAAUGCGUUUGGUUCAUCAUACUUUGUUUUUUUGACAAUAAUCUAUCUUCUUUUAUUUAUAACACAAAAACCAAUGGGAGGUAUAAUGUUAUCAAUUGGUUUAUGUCAACUAAUGUGUUUAUUAGAAAUUAUAGACGCAAAACGAGAUGCUUAUGAAUUAAACAUUGAAAAAAAACCUUCAUCAAAAGAGGAUGAAAAAUACGUAUCGAAUGCAUCUUCCUCAUCUAACUCAUAUACUAAUAAUUUUCAAAACAAUUCUAUAAAAUUUCUUGAUGUAGUAAUUCUCUCAUUAUUAUCGUCAUUAUACUUUUUUUCAACAGGUCAUCAAGCGACAUUAUCUUCAAUUCAAUGGUCCGUCGGAUUCAUUGGCAUAGAAGAUUUGAGUUACAUUAUUUCUCCAUUAUUAGUCACAUUAAACACCCUUUCUUCUCAAAUUCUUUUUUCACUCGCAGUUCCAUUAUUAACUUUUUGGAAUAUUGCACCUAAAUCCGAUUACCCCUUAUUUCAACAACUUACUAGAACAAUUUUGAUGUAUAUGUUUUAUAAUGGUGUAGUGACAACUAGUAGUGUAUUUUGGGCGGCUUUUUUUAAAAGACAUUUAAUGGUUUGGAAAGUAUUUGCACCCAGAUUUAUGUUGGGAGGAAUUAAUUUACUUAUUGCGGAUUUGGUUAUUUGUGGACUUUCGAUUGGAUUUGGUUGUUGGAAAGUUAUGAAAGAGAUCACUAAAUAUUCUGAAAUUAUUUAUAAAUAG
Molecule: messenger RNA, 2864 nt
Organism: Dentiscutata heterogama
Lineage: Eukaryota; Fungi; Glomeromycota; Glomeromycetes; Diversisporales; Gigasporaceae
Source: the annotation of a GenBank genome assembly